Oreochromis aureus is the source of this 5499-nucleotide messenger RNA. RefSeq names its product adenylate cyclase 3a (gene adcy3a). NCBI's taxonomy places the organism in Eukaryota, Metazoa, Chordata, Actinopteri, Cichliformes, Cichlidae. The transcript is spliced from 21 exons. Gene Ontology annotation, cellular component: plasma membrane. The coding region runs from base 602 to 3967 and encodes 1121 amino acids. Gene Ontology annotation, biological process: adenylate cyclase-activating G protein-coupled receptor signaling pathway; cAMP biosynthetic process; intracellular signal transduction. Gene Ontology annotation, molecular function: adenylate cyclase activity. The record is from RefSeq and is a predicted model, not a curated record.
UCAGCACAGACUGUGGUUUCACAGCUCCACGGAGAGCUUGCAGUGAAGCAGGUGAACACGAAGGAUACAGCAGACAGCAAAGAGCCGAAGUGGAAAUCACCUUCAGAUAAGUUUCCGUUCGACAGAAACAGAUGCUAACGCAGCCAUAGAAAAGGUCAUGUGACAGCUGUGGAAAUGGACAGCAUGUGACAGAAAUGGAAACCCGAGGAAGUCAUACAAAGAGAAAUUCAGCUGAGUAAAUGUUAAUACAGCCAACUUUGAUAUGUGGCAUACAGAGACGACCGGGCUCAGGUGAAACAGUCCCAUUUGCAAAGCUGAAAAACCAGAGGUGGACAUCACGAUGAUGAAGAGUAGGCGUGCUCAGAUUGGGCCUAUGACAGAAGGCUAAGCACGUCAGGUGACAGCACUGGAUGGAGUGACUGUGGAUGCAGAGAGGACAUCUCUCCAGUGCACAGGUCCUGACAGUCAGCACACUGCUGUGAUCACGGCCACACAUGUGGGCUUCCCUCAGAGGAUGUGUACCUGAGACUUCGGUCGGUGUUUGAUUUAUGCUUCCAACUGUUUUAAAAAGAAGACUGGUAGCUGCAGCUGAAUGUAAACCAUGCCUCGGAACCGAGCCUUUUCUGAGCCCGAGUAUUCCGCUGAGUAUUCAGCAGACUGCUCUGUGACGUUGCCCUCUGACCCCGGGCAGGCAGUGGGACGAACACACGAGGUCACGGUGCGGACCUCGGGAUGCUGCCUCUGUCUGCCACGUUUCAUGCGCCUGACCUUUGCGCCCGAGUCCUUGGAGAAUCUUUAUCAGACCUACUUUAGACGGCAGAGACACGAAACCCUGCUGGUGCUCGUCGUGUUUGCCGCGCUGUUCGACAGCUACAUCAUCCUCAUGUGUGCUGUGGUCUACACCGCUGAUAAGCUGGCUUCUGUUUUAGUGGCAUCAGUGGGACUGGCAGCAGAUAUCAUUCUCUAUCUGCUGUGCCGCUUCGGGCUGCUGCCAGACCGCAUCUCCAGGCGGGUGUUGCCCUAUGCCCUGUGGGUGCUCAUAGCAGCUCAGAUAUUCUGCUACCUGGGUUUGAAUUAUGCUCGCUUCCACCAGGCCAGCGACACUGUAGGCUGGCAGGCUUUCUUCAGUUUCUCGGUUUUUCUGACUCUGCCUUUGAGACUGACUCCCAUUGUGCUCAUCACCACUGUGUCCUGUGGGGUCCAUACCCUGGUUCUGGGUGUCACCAUUGCCCAGCAGCAGCAGGAUGACAUACAUGGCGCAGCACUUGGCAGACAGCUUCUAGCCAACCUUGUGAUUUAUGUUUGUGCCAUCACUGUGGGCAUCAUGUCGUACUACAUGGCCGAUCGGAAACAUCGGAAGGCCUUUCUGGAGGCGAGACAGUCACUGGAGGUCAAACUCAACCUGGAGGAGCAGAGUCAACAACAGGAGCGUCUGCUCCUCUCCAUUCUUCCAAAGCACAUAGCUGAUGAAAUGCUUCAGGACAUGAAGAAGGGACCUAGUCAGAAAGAAAUGCAACAGUUCAACACCAUGUACAUGUACAGGCAUGAAAAUGUCAGUAUUUUGUUUGCAGACAUUGUGGGCUUCACCCAGCUGUCGUCUUCUUGCAGUGCUCAGGAGCUUGUCAAACUGCUUAAUGAGCUCUUUGCCCGCUUUGACAAACUAGCUGCUAAAUACCACCAGCUAAGGAUCAAGAUCCUGGGAGACUGCUACUACUGUAUUUGUGGGCUGCCGGACUACAGGGAUGACCAUGCCGCCUGCUCUAUCAUGAUGGGUCUGGCCAUGGUGGAGGCCAUUUCGUAUGUCCGAGAGAAAACCCAGACAGAUGUCGACAUGCGUGUUGGAGUGCACAGUGGUACGGUCCUGGGAGGAGUGCUGGGUCAGAAACGUUGGCAGUAUGAUGUUUGGUCCACAGAUGUCACAGUGGCCAAUAAAAUGGAGGCUGGAGGGAUCCCAGGCCGAGUUCACAUCUCACAAAGCACCAUGGAGUGUCUUCAUGGUGAGUUUGAUGUGGAGCCGGGGAAUGGAGGUGACCGCUGUGACUACCUGAGGGAGAGAGGCAUAGACACCUACCUGGUGGUUGUUCCAAAAGCACCUUUGGGAAAGAAUGGCAUUAACAGUGUCAAACUGUCCGUAACCUCGUCCAAUGGAAAUUCUCCUCUGCUAAUCAACACCACAGACUGUAAUGGCAGUGUCCACACAGCCUGCACCACACCAGAGGAACCAGAGGAACUGGACACAAGGGUGGUGAACCCAUCGUUUCCUAAUCCCCGAAGGAGGCUGAGGCUGCGGGACCUGGCUGAACGGGUGAUUGAUGCUCAGGAGAACGAACAGGAGCUCAACAAACUCCUUAAUGAAGCUCUGCUGGAGAGAGAGACGGUUCAAGCUCUGAAGGGGAAACACACCAACAAGCUGUCCCUCAGGUUUGUGGAUCCAGAGCUGGAAACACGUUUCUCUGUGGAGAAGGAGAAACAGAGUGGGGCUGCCUUCUGCUGCUCCUGUGUGGUUCUGCUCUUUACUGCAGUGAUGGAGGCGCUCAUAGACCCCUGGCUGAUUGCAAACUACAUCACCUUUGCAGUGGGGGAAGUCUUACUGCUCAUCCUGACCAUUUGUUCUUUGGCUGCCAUCUUCCCCAGAGUCUUUGCCAAAAAGCUGGUGUCUUUCUCCACCUGGAUUGACCACACACGUUGGGCUCGCAACACUUGGGCCAUGACUGCCAUUUUCAUCCUAACCAUGGCUGACAUAAUGGACAUGCUUAGUUGUCUGCCUCAGGUCCCAGACUCAGACACCACCACAGUGGCUCCCUCCUCCUCGUUGUCCACCGUGUCCAGCCUUGAAGGCUGCCUGAACAAUCCCAAAUAUUACAGCUACGUUGCUGUGCUGGCACUGAUGGCCACCACAAUGCUGGUUCAGGUCAGUCACAUGGUUAAGCUUACCCUGAUGCUGCUCAUCACAGUGGCCACUGGCAUCGUUAACAUCUACAGCUGGAAGGACAUCUUUGACCGCUAUGACAUGGCCCGCUUCCACGACUACAGGUCAUUUCUGGUCCCAUCUAAAUUCGCAAUGACAGUUAUGAUCUUCAUUAUGAUGGUUAGCUUCUAUUACUUCUCCAGACAUGUGGAGAAGCUUGCCCGUACCCUUUUCCUCUGGAAGAUUGAAGUUCAUGAACAAAAGGAGAAGGUGUAUGAGAUGCGGCGCUGGAACGAAGCACUGGUAACCAACAUGCUGCCUGAACAUGUGGCUCGACACUUCCUAGGAUCCAAGAAAAGGGACGAGGAACUGUACAGCCAGUCAUAUGACGAGAUUGGAGUCAUGUUUGCUUCUAUCCCCAACUUUUCUGACUUUUACACAGAGGAGAGCAUCAAUAACGGAGGCAUUGAAUGCUUACGCUUUCUCAACGAGAUCAUCUCAGACUUUGACAGUCUGCUUGAUGAGCCUCAGUUUCGCUGCAUUACAAAAAUCAAGACUAUUGGCAGCACAUACAUGGCAGCGUCAGGUGUCACCCCGGACGUCAGCAACGGUUACAACUCCAUCAAGAAGGAAGAGCUGUCGGACACGGAGCGCUGGCAGCACCUGGCAGACCUUGCAGACUUUGCGCUGGCCAUGAAGGUUACACUUAUGAACAUCAACUACCAAUCAUUCAACAAUUUCAUGCUGCGCAUCGGUCUAAAUAAGGGUGGGGUGCUAGCUGGAGUGAUUGGUGCUCGCAAACCCCACUUUGACAUCUGGGGCAACACUGUAAACGUGGCAAGCCGCAUGGAGUCCACAGGUGUGAUGGGCAACAUCCAGGUAGUGGAGGACUGCUACAACAUCCUGAAGGAGUAUGGCUUCCGCUUUGUGAGGAGAGGGCCCAUCUUUGUGAAGGGGAAAGGAGAGCUGCUCACUUAUUUUCUGAAGGGAAGAGACAAACAAGGCUCAUUUAUCAAUGGCUCCUCUGUCACUCUGCCACAUCAGGUGGUGGAUAGUUGAGGACUUAUCUCUGUCUAUCGUGCACACACACUCGUGCACUCAUCAGUCAUAGGCUGUGUGAAGAGUCAUGCAGGGGGAAGAAGUGAUUUGAUUUAAAGUCCUGGGAAACCUGAAAUUAUAACUGAACUGAAGCCUGUAUUUGAUUUUGAAGGUGAUUUCAGUUUAGAAGUUUAUAUUUAAAUCAAGAUUGUUUGAAUAAAUUGAGAAGAUUAGAAACUGAGGGCACCAAAGUAGAGAUUAAAGGGAAAUCCUGAUUCUUUGACUCUGACACUGAGGGGACUGAUCUAUGAAAAUUCUUACUUCUUAAAUAAGGAGUUGUUAUGUGGAAAUUCAUUAUAUUGGGUUAAACAGGUUAAACAGAUAUACUGUCUAAUUGCUCUUGAUUGGACAGAUACUGUAGAACAAACUAUUCAUCAUUUGGAAGUUUUUUCCUUUUUGUCCUCGUGUCACCCUUUCGUGUUCAUAGCCACAGAAACAUUUAGCAAAAGGAAACUUUAGCGUAAUGAAACACCCAGUAACUGCUUUACACACCAGAUGUGUAAAAUCUGUGCAGAUAUGUUUUAUAAACCACUCCAAAUGCACUUGUAGCUCAAAACGAAACCAGGUACUGAAUAUACAGAUAGUAAAGUAUUACAGUGUUACCCAACUCUGCCAACAAGAGCUCAAACUGGCCCAUUAACAUGCUGGGUGGCUGUAGCUCAGGAGGUAGAGCAGGUCCUCUACUAAUCACAAGGUUCACAGUUAGCUCCCUGCCUGCUGUAAUCUUCAUUGGGCAAGAUAGUAACCCCAAAUUGCUCUCCAUUGCAUCCAUUGACGUGUGAACAUUAAAUAAAAAGCACAUAAGAAUAAAAAACGUGCUUGGGCAUGAGGUAUAAACUAGUCCCUUUACCAUCCUGCACAGCUUUCACUCCUGGAUCAGACCAUGAAGUUCUCCCUGCUGCUGCCUUCUGUUGAAUCAUAGUUUCUUUGUUUCCUUGUUUAGAAACAUCAGGACCAGAAUUUUUAAGGAUGAAUCUUUAGCAAAAAUGCAACACUGUUUUGUGUGUGCAUCUGAAAAGUGUGGUAUUUUUGCUUUUUGCGGUGCGCUCAGUGUGUAACGGCCUUAAAGCUGCAGGUCUGACACACAGCUGUCUCUGCUUCAGCACUUAAAGCAAUGCAUUUAAAAAGCACUCCACCUUUAGAGUACCAUGGUAUGUGUACAUUUUCAACAUGUGCAAAGGAAGUGUUGCUUUUGUUCCAACAAAGAUUGUUAGCCUUGGCUUGUAAAGUCCAAGCAAACUUUUAAAAAUUUCUCUCUCUGUCUCUUUCUCACUCUCACAAAUCUCUCCUCUGGAGCAAUAAAAAUGUAUUUUAGGCAUAAGCUUUAAAUUUACUGCAGGAGGUGAGUCAGUAAGAUAAAUCUUUAACUCAAUUCAGUUUUAUUUACACAGCGUCAAAUCACAACAGUCGCCUCAAGGUGCUUUAUACUGUAAGGUAGACCCUACAAUAAUAAAUACAGAGAAAAACCCAACAAUCAUAUGACCCCCUAUGAG